GGACAGGAGGCAGCAUUCCAUCUCUCUCUAGUCUGGUGACAAAAACCCAACGUCAUACUGGUGAGAUAGACGAAAUACACUAUUUCAAAAGUUAGCAAUCAACCUUUGAGAUAAGACUGAUUUAAAGCCAUGUGGCUUCGUUUUCUUCUGUUGGCUGUUGUAGCAGUAGAAGGAGCCCGACAUCGAAGAAACAGAGGACGUUUCAGAGGGCGUAUGACUUCUAUGAGAGAAGUUCCACCACUGGGGGCAGGAACUCUCAGGGGAAGGGCAGUAGUCCCUGUUGAAGGGGGAGAGGUGGGCCAAGAUUCUCAAUUAACUAUCUCUGGCACUGGAACAAUAAAAAAAAACGGCGCAACCAGAUUAAAUCUACAAGUUGACAUAGAAGGACCGGUAGGACAAAUUGGUGGGCAGGGAAUGGCAGCUGAAGGACCUGAUGAGGGGCUGGGAGGAGGGGUAGAACCCGAAGGAGGAGGUGUUAAUGGUCCAUCAAAAGAAAUGGGUGGCCAACCACAACCUCUUGGAUUAUUGGGCCUGGCAGCAAAAGUUGGAAGCAUAGCAUUAAAGGGAGGAAAGGCAGGAAAGGUAGCAAGUAAGGUAAUUGGAACAGCAGGUAAGAUAGCUGGCAUAUCCGGAAAAAAAGGAAGCAGCACACGCGUAGGAAGCGUGACAGGUGGUCUUGGAGGAGGCGCAGUCAGUCCAGUAGGAGGAAUAGGAGGCAAAUCAGGAGGUCAAGCAAGGGUAGCAGGAGGGCUAGGUGGCACAGUAGGCGGAUUAGGAGCCCCAGGAGGCGCAGUUAGCACAACAGGAGGGCUGGGAGGCGCAGUUAGCACAACAGGAGGACUGGGAGGCGCAGGAGGAGGUUUAGGAGCGCCUGUGGGAGGGUUAGGAGCCCCAGUGGGAGGGUUAGGAGCCCCAGAGGGAGGGCUGGGAGCCCCAGUAGGAGGGUUAGGAGCACCAGAAGGAGGGUUAGGAGCCCCAGAAGGAGGGUUAGGAGCCCCAGAGGGAGGGUUGGGAGCCCCAGAAGGAGGGUUAGGGGCCCCAGUGGGAGGAUUAGGAGCCCCAGAAGGAGGGUUAGGAGCCCCAGAAGGAGGGUUAGGAGCCCCAGAGGGAGGUUUAGGAGCCCCAGUGGGAGGGUUAGGAGCCCCAGAAGGAGGAGUAGGAGGUUCGGAAGGAGGAUUUGGAGCAGGAAUACCUGCUACUGGUCUUACUGCAGGUGGCCAACAAGGAGGGGCAUUCCCGGCAGGAGACCUAGCAGGAGAAACUGCUCCUCCGGUCAAGGACGCCUGGAAGACUAAAAAGACUGGAUUUAAAAAGCAGCGAGGCGAGGACCUUGGGCUGCUAAACAGCAAAAAGAAAGGUCACAUUUCCCAUCACAAGCAUGGUUAAUUGGUUAUUUUGCUAGGCUCAAAAAUUGUUAUGU
Pocillopora damicornis (cauliflower coral) is the source of this 1420-nucleotide messenger RNA. RefSeq lists its product as uncharacterized. NCBI's taxonomy places the organism in Eukaryota, Metazoa, Cnidaria, Anthozoa, Scleractinia, Pocilloporidae. The record is from RefSeq and is a predicted model, not a curated record.